AUGAUAACACUCAACGGUAAUAAACCUGUUUGGAUACGAGAUAAUGAACAUGGUUUUGUUCUUGGAAAAAUUCAUGAUAUUGCUACUGAUAAUGUAACUGUUCAAAUAAACGAAAAUAAAAAGAUCAUUGCUGUUCCUUAUGAUUCAGUAUUUCAAGCUGAAGAAUAUGAUAAAGAUGUCGAUGAUAAUUGUGCACUCAUGUAUCUCAAUGAAGGAACUUUAUUAAAUAAUGUUCGUCGUCGUUAUAAAAAAGAUCGAAUUUAUACUUAUGUAGCUAAUAUAUUAAUUGCUAUUAAUCCAUAUAAAGAAUUACAUGGUUUUUAUAAUACUGAUACAAUGAAAAAAUAUAAUGGAAAAUCACUUGGUGUAAUGCCACCUCAUGUAUUUGCUAUUGGUGACAAAGCAUAUCGUGAUAUGCGUACAACGAAACAAAGCCAAUCGGUUAUUGUUUCGGGCGAAUCAGGCGCUGGCAAAACUGAAUCAGCAAAAUAUGUUUUACAAUAUUUAACUGAAUCCUAUGGUACUCAUAGUGGUCAAAUUGAAGAUCGUAUUAAUAAAUCUAAUCCAUUAUUAGAAGCAUUUGGAAAUGCAAAAACAACUCGUAAUAAUAAUUCAAGUCGUUUUGGUAAAUUUAUUGAAGUUCAUUUUAAUGAAAAAUAUCGUGUUGUUGGUGGUUAUAUAUCUCAUUAUUUACUUGAAAAAUCUCGUAUAUGUGUUCAAUCAAAAGAUGAACGAAAUUAUCAUAUAUUCUAUCGUUUAUGUGCUGGUGCACCAGAAAGUAUUCGUAGUGCAUUACGACUUUCUUCACCAGAUAAUUUUCAUUAUCUCAAACGAGGUUGUACACAAUUUUUUUGCAAUAAUCAAACAGAAAAAAAUUUAUCAAAAAAUCGGCUAAGUCAAGAUUUUGUGUCAAAAGGACCAUUACGUGAUCCACAAUUAGAUGAUGUGAAAGAUUUUCUUGAAUGUGAUCAAUCAAUGGAUCAUAUGGGUUUAUCAGGUCAAGAUAAAAUAAAUAUUUAUAGUACAGUUGCAUCUGUUCUUCAUCUUGGAAAUAUUAAUUUCGAAGAUGAUCCGGAAAGUACAAAAGGUGGUUGUACAGUAACAUCAUCUACUCAACAAUCAUUAACUAUAACAUCUGAAAUGUUGGGUCUUGACAUACGUGAACUUCGUAAUGCAUUAAUAACACGAGUCAUAAUGACUAAAACAACAAGCAAUACUAAAGAUAAUAUAAUUUCUGUACCAUUGAAAGAUUAUGAAGCACAAAAUGCUCGUGAUGCAUUAGCUAAAGCAAUAUAUGUUCGAUUAUUUGAUCAUAUAGUUAGUGUUAUUAAUAAAUCAAUACCAUUUAGUUCAUCAAUAUCAUAUAUUGGUAUACUUGAUAUUGCUGGUUUUGAAUAUUUUCCUAUUAAUUCAUUUGAACAAUUUUGUAUUAAUUAUUGUAAUGAAAAAUUACAACAAUUUUUUAAUGAACGAAUACUUAAAGAAGAACAAGUUUUAUAUGAACGAGAAGGUCUUGGUUUGAAAAAGAUUCAUUAUAUUGAUAAUCAAGAUUGUAUUGACUUAAUCGAAGCGAAAACAAUUGGUUGUUUUGAUUUAUUAGAUGAAGAAAGUAAAUUACCAACUCCUCGACCUGAACAUUUUACAACUGAAGUUCAUAUUCGUAAUAAAGGUCAUCCAAGACUUGAUCUUCCACGAAAAUCUAAAUUACGUACAUCACGUGAAAUUCGUGAUGAUGAAGGUUUUCUUAUUCAACAUUUUGCUGGUGGUGUUGUUUAUUCUACAGCGCAAUUUAUUGAGAAAAAUAAUGAUGCUUUACAUGCAUCACUUCUUCUUCUCAUACAAGAAUGUAAAAAUAGUUUUAUUAAAAGUUUAUUUUUGAAAACAUCGGAAAAUGAACCAUCAACAGGAAAAUUAAAUUUUAUAUCUGUCGGAUCAAAAUUUCGAUCUCAAUUAACUGAUCUGAUGAAUAAAUUACGAAGUACUGGUAUUAGUUUUAUUCGUUGUAUCAAACCAAAUCUUAAAAUGGUACCCAAUUUAUUUGAAGGUGGUCAAAUUUUAAGUCAAUUGCAAUGCAGCGGUAUGGUAGCAGUAUUAGAUCUAAUGCAACAAGGUUUUCCAUCACGUACACAAUUUGCUGAAUUAUAUUCAAUGUAUAAAUCUUAUUUACCUGAUGAAUUAGCUCGACUUGAGCCACGACUUUUUUGUAAAUGUUUAUUUAAAGCAUUAAAUCUUCGUGAUGCUGAUUUUAAAUUUGGUUUAACGAAAGUAUUUUUUCGUCCAGGAAAAUUUGCUGAAUUUGAUCAAAUUAUGAAAUCUGAUCCACAAAAUUUAGCUGCUCUUAUAUCAAAAGUUAAAAAAUGGCUUAUAUGGACUCGAUGGAAAACAGCUCAAUGGUGUGCUUUAUCAGUUAUUAAACUUAAAAAUAAAAUUCUUUAUCGACGUAAAUGUUAUGUUGAUAUUCAACGACAUGCACGCAUGCAUCUAGUUUAUCGGGAAUAUGCACCAAGAAUUCGAGGUUUAGUUAAAGUGAAAGCUUUACAUGAACAAGUUGGUUCAAUGGAAAAUAUUGCUGGUCAAAUGAAAGUAAAUAAAGAAAAAGUACAUCAACAAAUACAACAAAUAAAACAACGUGUUGAUCAAUUAAUUCAUUUAAUUACAAAUACUCGUAUAACACCGAGUGAAAUUGAUGAUGCAUAUAAUGAACUUGUUUCUUCUAUUGAUCGUGAAUUUCGUCGAUUAAAACAAGUACUUGCUGAACAAGAAAUGAAAGAAGAAGCAGAACGUUUAAAAAAGAUUCAAAGUGAACUUGAAAAUGAAAAAAAUAAAAAAACUAAUGAAGAUAAACGAUCUGCACAAGAUAAAGAAGAAUUUCAACAACGUUCGGCUCUUGUUCAACGACAAAGAGAAGAAGAGCAGCUGAAAGGUAAACUAACAGCUGAAGAAUCUCGACGUCAAAAAGAACGGCAAGCACAAGAAUUUGCUGAAGAUACUCGUUUAGCAGAAGUGAAUGAACGUGAACGUCGAGAUUAUGAUUUAGCUCGACGUCUUGCUUUGGAAACAGGUACUGAAGCUGAUUUACCACAUCUACAUCGAUCACGUCGUCCAGCUGUUAAUUCAAAAUAUGAUUUAAGUAAACAUUCCUAUGCAGAAUUACGAGAUAUUAUUAAUACAUCUUGCGAUAUUGAAUUACUUGAUGCAUGUCGUGAAGAAUUUCAUCGACGUUUAAAAGUUUAUCAUGCAUGGAAAGUAAAAAAUCGUAAAACAAAAAAUCCGUCCGCUGUAGCUGAUAAUGGUGAACAUAUCGAUGAAGAACGAGCACCAAGAGAUAUUAUGACUAAUGUUGUAAAACCUGCUAUAACAGAUAGUACGAAUAAAAAAGAUGGACAAACUAUGGCAAACGGAUCUAACGCUAAAAAAGGCGAUAGUGAUAAAAAUGCUGAACAACGUUAUUUUCGUAUUCCAUUUGUUCGUCCUAAUGAACAAAAUCGUGAUACAAAUAGUGAACAAAAAAAGAAAGGCUGGUGGUAUGCUCAUUUUGAUGAUAAAUGGAUUGUUCGUCAAAUGGAAAUUCAUGCAGAUAGAAAACCAGUUCUUCUUGUUGCAGGUGUUGAUGAUACGAAUAUGUGUGAAUUAAGUUUAAAUGAAACAGGUUUAACUUCAAAAAAAGGUGCUGAAAUUCUUGAAAAUGAUUUUGAACAAGAAUGGGCUAAAUAUGGAGGCAGAGAAUAUUUAAAAUCUCAUAAAGGACGCAUUAGUUCAAAAUAUGUUAAUCAAAUACUUCAAAAUUAUCAUUAA
Adineta steineri is the source of this 3795-nucleotide messenger RNA. The record is from the annotation of a GenBank genome assembly. NCBI's taxonomy places the organism in Eukaryota, Metazoa, Rotifera, Eurotatoria, Adinetida, Adinetidae.